GUGUUUUAUGUAAGUGUUCCACAUCUCUCCUUGGUAUAUGUCUGUAUUACAUAAUCAGUGACACUGUUUAUCGAAUCGUCUGCUAUUGUAUGUACUCGCAAAUUUUAAAAUUUUAAAGCUACCUGUGUUUGAAACAAGUUUUAUCAACUAUUGCUGCAGCAUGACAUACUAACACUAUAGAAAGGCAAUAAAUCAGAUCCGCCUACAAAAAUGAAGUGGUGGUGGAAGUGCGCUUUGGUUGGACUUGUGUUUCUGAAUCGACAAGGUUCGUGUUUGUCUUCUGAACUCGCUGCUCUGCAGAAGGAAUACGGGGAAUGGAGACUUCAGCGCUCUCCGGAAUACGCCACCACUAUUGGUGUCUACAAGCACAACGACCAAGUGGAGAACUAUGCUUAUUCUGGAUUUGUGGAGGAAUAUAACAAAUGUUUCGGUUUACUCACUCGAUUGAAAGAGCAAGUUAAUUACAACCAGCUUGAUGCCAAAGAGAAGAUAGAUUAUGACAUCUUCAACAAUACACUGACAAUGAUUGUUGAAGGCAAUAAUUGGAAAGAUUACAGUGCCCUGAACCCCGUCAACUUUCUGGAGGGUCCACAAAUCGACCCCACAUACUUUCCCAAAAUUACACCUUUUGAUACAGUUGGUGACUAUGAAAACUACGUCAGAAGAUUAGAAUUACAUCCCGCUCAGAUAGACGAUAUGAUAGGGCGAUUCAAUAAAUCAAUAGAGAAAGGCCACACUUAUCAUAGAGUGUCAGUGAACAAAGUUCCUGGACAACUUCAAAAGUUAUUGACUAGCUACAAUACAACAACCUUUCCAUAUUACAAGCCAUUGUUAGACCAGUUGUCAAAAUUACAGACUAUUAACGAUUCCAUACAAACAGAGUUUCGAGAAAGGGCAAAAUCAGCUGUUGAGAAGAUCAUUAGGAAAUUAUCAGACUUAAAGUGGUAUAUUAUAAACGUUUACUUCAACCAUCUAAGAACUGAAUUCGGAGUAAGUAGCUGGGAUAAUGGAGCAGCAUUUUACAAAGCCUGUCUGCAGUGGCAUCUUUCAUUAGAUAUGACACCUGAAGAAGUCCACAACAAAGGUCUUCAAGAAGUAGAAAGAAUCUCAUCGGAAAUGAAAAAAGUUAUGGCAAAACUCAACCAUCAUGGAUCCGUGAAAGAUUUUUUUGAUAACAUCAAAAGAAAUCCUUCUUUUUAUUUGCAAACUGGUGAUGAAAUAGUUCAGUGGUACAAAAGCGCUAUUAAGAAUGAUAUUGAACCAAAGUUAUCAGCAUAUUUUAAAGACCUACCAAAUUUGCCUAUUGAUGUUAAGCCAAACCCUAUAGAUGGCCUUUUCGGUCAAUACAUACCAGGUCCGCCAGAUGGCUCUCGACCGGGAGUUUUUCAAGUGAACAUCCAUCGUCCAAACCAAUCCGUAAAAAUUGACUUUAUGGCUCUACUUCUUCAUGAAACACUUCCUGGUCAUCAUUUACAGAUUAGUGUUGCGUCGACUAUCAAAAAUCCCAAUUUUAGAAAAUACAUAACUGGAUAUUUAUUCAAUGUUCCUAUGGAAGCCGCGUUCUAUACUUCGUAUGUGGAGGGCUGGGGACUAUAUGCAGAGUUUUUAGGAGAAGAAAUGAAACUGUACAAAACGGAUUAUGAUUUAAUGGGAAGAUAUGGAUUUGAAAUAUUUCGAGCCAGUCGUUUAGUGGUUGAUACUGGCUUGCAUUACUAUAACUGGACAAGAGAAAAGGCUAUAGAAUAUAUGCUGAACUAUACUGCAUUUAGUGAGGAAAUGAUUGCCAUCGAAAUUGACCGGUAUAUAACUUGGCCGGGUCAAGCGUGUGCAUACAAGAUCGGUGAAUUGAAAAUAAAAGAAUUACGUAAAAAGGCGGAGGAUAAAUUAGGUUCAAAAUUUGAUAUCAGAGAAUUCCAUGCUACUGUUCUAAAAGCCGGAUACCUUCCUCUACAUAUCCUUGAAAAGAAUGUGAACCAAUGGAUUUUGGAAACAAAGAAUAAGGCAGCAGAAUCAGCUACGAAGUGCGCUUCUAAUGGUGCAAAUACAUAUACCAGUUGGAUAGGUCUUACUGUCAUUGCGUUGAUUUUGUUUAUGCAAUAAACCUAAUACCGGACCAUUUCAAGUAUAGAAGAAAUGACAUGUUUACUUCCAAUCCACAGGUUUAAUCGCUUCUUUUCACAUUUUUAUCCUGUUUCUUUUUGUAUUGGUCCAUUGCCAAAAAAAUAUUGCUUUUUUGUUAAUUCUUAUCUCAUCUCUACGAUUAAUUAAUCUUCGUUUGUAUAAUGUUAGUUACUAUUUACCUCACUCAAAAUGGUAUAAAUCCUACAUCAUUUUAUCAAAACAUAUUUUGUGCAUACAUCUUUAUUGCCUUACCUUAUUUACGCUUUUUGUAUGUUUCAGAACAUAAAUAUCUUGUUAUACUAAUAUGUUAUAUCAAUCAAAGUCUUUUUAUGGUAAAUAGUGUUUAAUAAUUUACUUUAACAAACUAUCUGAAACGUUUUCUAGUGUAAAUUCCUUUUGUGAAAUGAUUGUAUAAGGAAAUUCCAUAUAUGAAAACCAGAUAAGCUAGGUUUAGAAAUGUUAUAGGUAUUUUAUUUAGGAAAAUACAUUUUACAUUUUAAAGAUGCAAACAUUUCUUGUAUUAGUGUUUGUAUGUUUUAGUUUUGUUUAUUUUAAAAAUCACUUUGUAAUGCCAUAAUGAACGG
Messenger RNA from Magallana angulata, 2705 nucleotides. RefSeq lists its product as uncharacterized. The record is from RefSeq and is a predicted model, not a curated record. Bases 211 to 2100 code for a protein of 629 amino acids. The transcript has 17 exons. Lineage: Eukaryota; Metazoa; Mollusca; Bivalvia; Ostreida; Ostreidae.